This is a messenger RNA of Helicoverpa zea (corn earworm), 630 nucleotides long. RefSeq names its product MICOS complex subunit MIC19-like. Gene Ontology annotation, biological process: inner mitochondrial membrane organization. The coding region runs from base 74 to 541 and encodes 155 amino acids. Gene Ontology annotation, cellular component: MICOS complex. The transcript has 3 exons. The record is from RefSeq and is a predicted model, not a curated record. Lineage: Eukaryota; Metazoa; Arthropoda; Insecta; Lepidoptera; Noctuidae.
ACAAAUUUUGUAGCAUAAAUUGACUUGUCCAAUCAGUAUGUAUUGAACAUUUUAAUGGAACAAAAUUUUUAAAAUGGGAACUUUUGUUAGUAAAGAUACCAGACGUAUUAGCUUUGAUAACACUUUUGCGUUUAGUCCUCCUAUAUCUCUUCAAAAAUCAAUAGAAGCAGAAAAUGUAAUAGCUUUUGAUAACCUGCCGCCUGAGCCCACAGAUGAAUUAUUAUUUAAAGAUAAGGGCGUAGAUUACCAAGAUGAUGGUGAAAUGGAUUACUGGUCACAUAGAAUAGAUUACUUGAAGAAAGAACAUCAAAUCAUCAAUAAGAUUAUUGAAGCUGAAUACGAUAAAAACAUUGAAACUACUAAUAAAACAUUUGAAUCCCCUAAAAUAACGCAUGAAAGGAUUCAAAAAAUUAAACCUUGUUUCGAUUGGAGAGUAAAGAUAAUGAAAUGUUACGAGGAUAAUACUCAUCAACCGUUGGUUUGUUCAGCGUUAGUCCAAGCGUUUACCAACUGUGUCACAAAUUGCAGACUAGAAGAUUAAUUUGAACUGAAUUUCUGAAUGUGUGGACUGUUUUUGACAACGUUUUACUACUUUUUGAUAAAAACAAUUAAUAAACUAUGGCGAUUCCC